AUGUUGUCGCUCCUAACAUGCUGUUUCCCCUGGAAAACUGACGACAGAAAGAGAUGGAGACAGAUUGAAGAAUCAGCAUCCCGUGAACGCCUUCAGACACUCCCUUCAUGGACUGCUCCGGACAACACCCUCAUCUUCCAGGGGUUCGAAUGGCACGUCCCCGCCGAUGGCCAGCACUGGCGCAGGCUUUCGCGUGCACUGCCAGGGUUGAAGGCCAUCGGGAUUGACUCCGUUUGGCUUCCGCCGGGUUGCAAGGGCAUGGAUCCGAAUGGAAACGGGUAUGACAUCUAUGACCUCUAUGAUCUGGGCGAAUUUGAGCAGAAGGGAGCAAGGCGGACGAAAUGGGGCAGUAGGGAGGAUUUGGAGGAAUUAACACGAACGGCAAAGGAGUUCGGCUUAGGACUUAUCUGGGAUGCUGUGCUUAAUCAUAAGGCGGGCGCGGAUUAUCCGGAGAUGUGUCGGGCUGUUAAAGUUGAUCCAGAGCGACGGACAGUGGCCAUCUCUAAGCCCUCGUCGAUAUCUGCCUGGACUGGCUUCGAGUUUGCGGUACGUGGAGAUACAUACAGCAGCAUGAAGUAUCAUAGUCAGCACUUCUCCGGUGUUGACUGGGACGACAACAGCAAGCAAGGCGGCAUAUACCUUAUCCUUGGAGAAGUGGGAAAUCAGGAUAAGAAAUGGGCGCACGACGUCUCAACGGAAAAGGGGAACUACGAUUAUCUAAUGUUUGCCGAUCUGGACCUGUCUCAUCCCGAGGUGCGCGCUGAUAUGUUCAACUGGAGUUGUUGGAUCACGGAGCAGUUGUCUCUGGACGGGAUGCGACUAGAUGCCGCAAAGCACAUGUCGACUGGCUUUCAACGAGCAUUUGUUGAGCAUAUUCAGAAGAAGGUUCCGGGGUUCUAUAUUAUAGGGGAGUACUGGACUGCCAAUAUACGGGAGCUGGUCUCCUAUCUGGACAUUAUGCAGUAUACGGUCUUGGCGUAUGAUGUUCCUCUCGUGGAGAAGUUUUCCAAGCUCUCACGGACGAGGGGUGCUGAUCUGAGGCGGAUAUUUGACGGAACCUUGGUACAAUGCAAGCCAGAGCAUGCGGUGCAAUCAGGACAAAUGAUGGACACCCCCGUCUCCCCUUCAUUCAAACUCCUCGCCUACGCCCUCAUCCUACUUCGUAAAGAAGGCCGCCCCUGCCUCUUCUAUGGCGACCUUUACGGCAUCCGCGCCAACGUUAAGCAUCCGAAUAUCCCAUCCUGUAACGGCAAACUCCCAAUCCUUACGCAAGCCCGCAAGCAUUUCGCCUACGGUGAACAACAAGAUUACUUUGAUGCUCCGAAUUGUUUAGGAUUCAUCCGCUAUGGAAACGCCCGUCAUCCUUCCGGCCUUGCCUGCGUCAUGAGCAAUGACGGUCCUGCUUCGAAGCGCAUGUACGUCGGUCCCGGACGGGCAGGCGAGGAGUGGACAGAUUUGUUGCGCCCACAGGCACCACCAGUCAUUAUUGACCAUUGUGGGCAUGGGUUGUUCCCUGUUGAGGACUUGAGCGUCAGUGUUUGGGUUCCUGCUCAGGCUGUUACUGAACUUGAAGGCGAAAAGAUUCACAGUGAUUUACCAGUUCAUCCACUGCCAAUUGCAAACUCAAUGGUCGGUGGGAACCAUGGUACCUGCCUUUGUCCCAUUUUAGCUGGGUCAGCUCUAGACAGCUGGCUUGCCGGCAUCCCUGACAGGUUAUUGCCGAGUCAUUAA
Aspergillus nidulans FGSC A4 is the source of this 1731-nucleotide messenger RNA. Its product is annotated as protein amyG. Gene Ontology annotation, biological process: carbohydrate metabolic process. The record is from RefSeq and is a predicted model, not a curated record. Gene Ontology annotation, molecular function: hydrolase activity, hydrolyzing O-glycosyl compounds; calcium ion binding; catalytic activity. The coding region runs from base 1 to 1731 and encodes 576 amino acids. The transcript has 7 exons. NCBI's taxonomy places the organism in Eukaryota, Fungi, Ascomycota, Eurotiomycetes, Eurotiales, Aspergillaceae.